Malurus melanocephalus (red-backed fairy wren) is the source of this 2129-nucleotide messenger RNA. It is a transcript of the gene RGS3, whose product is annotated as regulator of G protein signaling 3. Gene Ontology annotation, cellular component: plasma membrane; nucleus. NCBI's taxonomy places the organism in Eukaryota, Metazoa, Chordata, Aves, Passeriformes, Maluridae. The record is from RefSeq and is a predicted model, not a curated record. Gene Ontology annotation, molecular function: protein binding. Gene Ontology annotation, biological process: signal transduction. The transcript has 18 exons. The coding region runs from base 26 to 1720 and encodes 564 amino acids.
UGCUCCUAAUUAGAGGUGCCGUGCGAUGGAGCCCGGCGCUGAGCGCAGAGUGUCGCUCUGCUGCCGCCGGGCCGAUCCCCUGCGAGCCUCCUUCUACCUCAGCACGUUCGGCCAGCUGAAGCUGUCCAUCGAGGUGCGGGGCYGGACGCUGGUGCUGCACGUCAUGGAAGCAAAAGGCCUGAUGGGAGCAGAGUGCCGUGCGUGCGACUCCUACGUGAAGGUGUCCAUUGUGCCGGACACUGACUGGAAGUGCAGGCAGAAGACGAAGACUGURCCAGACAGCAAAAAUCCAGUGUUCCACGAGCACUUUGUGUUCCCCGUGCAGGAGGAGGCUGAGCAGAAGCGGCUCCUGGUCACCGUCUGGAACAGAGAGAGGAAUUCCAGGCACAGUGAGCUGAUCGGCUGCAUGAGCUUUGGGGUGAAGUCCCUCCUGACCCUGGACAAGGACAUCAGUGGCUGGUAUUACCUCCUCGGGGAGGACCUGGGCAGGACCAAGCACCUGAAGGUGGCCAUGAGGAGGCUGAAGCAGAGCACAGAAGUCAACCCAGGAAGUGGAAGUGCAGCCCAGGAGAGGCAGGAGGGGGUGACUCUGCAGCAGCUGAAGAUCACCAUCCCUCGAGGCAGCGAUGGCUUUGGCUUCACAAUCUGCUGYGACUCCCCGGUCCGUGUGCAGGCAGUGGACUCUGGUGGCCCAGCAGAGAAGGCAGGACUGCAGCAGCUGGACACUGUGCUGCAGCUGAAUGAGCAGCCUGUGGAGCACUGGAAAUGUGUGGAGCUGGCACACGAAAUCCGGAACUGUCCCACAGAGAUCAUCCUGCUGGUGUGGCGGCUGGUGCCUCAGGUGAAGCCCCACGAGGGCAUGGUGCGCAGGUCCUCCUGCAAAUCCGCCUACGAGCUGCAGUGUCCACCCAACAAGCGCGAGAAGAGCGGGGCCGCGCAGGCUGAGCAGCGCCGCAGCUGCCACAUCCUCUACGAUGGCAGCGAGGGGCUGGGGCUGCACUCCUGGGACAGGUACACCGAGCUGGGCAAGCGGGGCCCCAGCACCCUGCCCGCCCUGUCCCGGGUGCCCUCGGCCGCGGAUCAGAACUACAUCAUCCUGGCGCCGCUGAACCCCGGCAGCCAGCUGCUCAGGCCGGUGUACCAGGAGGACAGCACCACUGCGGGGAGUGCCUGCAAAGGGAAAUCACACACGGGCUCUGGCAGGAAAUCCAGGCUGAUGAAGACYGUGCAGACCAUGAAGAGCUACGGGAACUACCAGAACUGCACCAUCGUGAGGCCCCACAUCCCCCAUUCCUACGGCACCUACGUGACCCUGGCCCCCAAAGUGCUGGUGUUCCCCAUCUUCGUGCAGCCCCUGGAUCUUUGCAACCCAGCCCGGACUCUGCUGCUGUCGGAGGAGCUGCUCCUUCACGAGAGCAGGAACAGAACUACCCAGGUGACCCUUUUUGUCUACUCGGACCUGCUGCUCUUCACCAAGGAGGACGAGCCCGGGCGCUGCAACGUGCUCAGGAACCCUCUGUACCUGCACAGUGUCAAGCUCCAGGAGGGUUCAGAAGAUCGCAAGUUCUGCCUCCUUUACCUGGCAGAGAAGUCGGAGUGCUUAUUAAGUUUGGAGGCUUACUCCCAGGAGCAGAAGAAGAGGAUCUGCUGGUGUCUGGCUGAGAACAUCACCAAGCAGCAACAUCCGGCAGCAGCUCCUACCGAGAGCAAGAACGGCUGAUUACUCUUCCCUUCUGGCUCCRUGACCUGAGAUUACCUCGGAGAUGAUGGCUGGCUGUAUCUGAAAGAUGCAGAUUAUCCUUAAGCUAAAUAAUUACGGACACUCGGUGGCGUGGACUUUGGGAGUCCAGGACGGGUGCUCCCCUUGUUUCCCGAGGGAGGUGGUGGAUGCUCAGCGCUUCCCCGAGCCCGGCUGCCGUCUCUGUGCCAUGGCUGCUGUCGGUGUGAGCAGGYGUGGAUGCUCCUGGCCCUUCCUGGCAGCGCUGGCUCCGGUGCUGGGAACGAGCGGCCGUGGGUGCGUGGCUGGGGGGAGCUGCCGGCCCCUUCCUGGCCCUGCCUCUGCUCAGGAAGGGCAGGGCUGUUUCUCUCACUUAUUUACAACGUGCUUGACAAGUGCGAGUAAAUGAGCU